Messenger RNA from Macrobrachium nipponense, 4354 nucleotides. Its product is annotated as peroxisomal targeting signal 2 receptor-like. The record is from RefSeq and is a predicted model, not a curated record. The transcript has 8 exons. The coding region runs from base 157 to 1125 and encodes 322 amino acids. Gene Ontology annotation, molecular function: protein binding. Gene Ontology annotation, cellular component: cytosol; peroxisomal matrix. Lineage: Eukaryota; Metazoa; Arthropoda; Malacostraca; Decapoda; Palaemonidae. Gene Ontology annotation, biological process: protein import into peroxisome matrix.
GCCAGUCAGAAAACUUGUCGAAUCCCAUCUUCUGAGUUUUAGGUGUUUUAAAGAAAUCAGUGGAGCAAAGGUUUGUUUACAAAUAUCGUACCCAGGCCAAGAGAUUGACGACCUAUGUUACGCACUACCUAGGUACAUGUGAUAAGUACAACUGGAAUGUCUGAAUCACUGGUUCGCUUGGUACCGACCCCAAAUUAUCAUGGAUACAGUGUGAAAUUCUGUCCUUUUAAUCAAAAUGUUGUGGCUGUUGCAACUGGACAGAACUUUGGACUUUCAGGUAACGGUAAAUUGAUAAUAACUGACCUUACUGGACCUGGAAAUGGAAUUGCUUGUGACUGUACAUGGAAAGAUGGGUUGUUUGAUGUUACAUGGAGUGAGGACUUGCCUUCACAUGCUGUCACAGCAUCAGGUGAUGGUUCAUUGCAGCUGUGGAAUACUACCAGGUCAGAGGCUCCAGUGACAGUGUACUCAGAACAUAAAAGGGAAGCAUAUAGUGUUGACUGGUGUCAAACCCGUGAACAACAAAUAUUUGUGUCAGCAUCGUGGGAUGCAACUUUGAAAGUUUGGGAUCCAAAACGUGAGAGGUCUCUAAUAACAUUAUCAGGGCACGAAGCAUUAGUAUAUCAAGCCAUGUGGUCUCCUCAUAUCCCAGGGUGUAUUGCAUCUGUUUCAGGUGACAGAACUCUCAAAAUAUGGAAUGUCCGAAAUGGGAAAUCCUCAAUUACUAUCAGUGCCUGUGGAGGAGAGGUUUUAACUUGUGACUGGUGUAAAUAUAACAAAAACAUCAUUGCCACUGCUGGUACAGAUAAUGCCAUAAGUGUCUGGGAUCUUCGAAAUACUGUUCAGCCUGUUUGCAGACUUGCGGGCCAUGAGUAUCCAUUGAGAAGAAUAAAGUAUUCACCAUUUGUGGAAUCACAGCUUGCUAGUGUUUCUUAUGAUUUCACCACAAGAGUGUGGGACUACAAGCUACCUGCUCCUUGCUUAGCAGUUCAUCAAAAGCACACAGAAUUUGUUUAUGGCUUAGAUUUUUCAAACCAUGAAGAAGGCCUCAUGGCAGACUGUGCAUGGGAUCAAACUGUUGGAAUAUAUAAAUUUCCACCUGCGUCACCGACUUUAUCCAACUAACGUUUUCAUCAUUUUACAUUUUUAAAACCAGCCCAUAAUUUCUAACUGAAAAUUAAAGUUGUUUAUUCCAGAAUGUUACACUGGUCUUUUCAGUGACAUGAGCAAUCAUUUAGUUUAUAGGGUUCUAUCCUGUAAAUAAAAUGGUAGCUGAAAUGUGAAUGAGAAUGAGACAUUCCCUCUAGAAAGACUCCCCUUUCCUCAGCCAAAAUCAUUCGCCCUUUUUCUUUCUAGUAUUUUAUAUUAGUCAAUUUUCAGAGAUGUGCUUCUCAUCAGAACUUCAGUAAUCAUAUUUAUAAACUUUUUUCAGUUAGCAUUCCAUAGUCAUGAAAUUGUUAUGGAACUAUUGUAAUAUUCAUCUACAGUUGAUCCCCAAUAUUCGCAGGGGUUAGGGACCACAGCCCCCACGAUUAUUGAAAAUCCGCAAUAUAUUGGAGCCCCCCUCUUAAAAUGCAUAUAUGUAACUGCCAGUUUCAAGCCAAUGAGCAUUAAGGAAAGCUGGUACCCUGUUGUGUGGUUGGCUCCUUCCAGCUAAUAGUUGUCAUCAUGGAGAAAGAGAGAGAGAGAGAGAGAAGGGGUGAACUGAGUAAAUAUCUUAAACUAAAAUGUAUAUUACCUGAUUAUUUUAAUAGUUAAAACAAAAAUAUACCUUGAACUAUUAUCCUAAAACACUUUGACAUCAUUUCAAGGUCAUCUUACAAUUUUACCAUUAAAAAUAUAUGGCUCACAGUAUCUUGUGAAAAGUUACCCCAAGUAAAAAUAAAUAUAUUUAAUACACUAUUAACAGCACGUACACAAAGGUAAAUAAAGAUUAAUUCACAAAACUAGGUUAUAAGAAUAUACAGUAUCAGUAAAAAAAGAAAAAAAAAAAAAAAAAGAGGAGGUGAAGCAUAGUAGCACUAAAUCCUGCUCUUCUAAUCCUUAAAACCAAUAGCAUGUCAUGCUACUAGCCAAUCAGCAUUGAGGUAACAUCCAUUAUUUAUAUCCUGCUGUGUGAUUCGCUACUUCCCACCCUCCCAGCCAAGAGAGACGGGCUGAACUAGUUGCUUACAUGGGUUAAACAAUUAAAAAUGUUAAUACAGUUGAGCCUCACUAUUCGCUGACUUGCCAAUUCGUAGAUUUCUCUAUGAACCGUAUACAUAUACCAAUUUUUUGCAGUUUUUUCACUAAAAUAUUCACAAGUUACUGUAUUUUCAUAUCAUUUUUGUGAUUAAAUGCACAUUUUGUAAUAAAACUACCAAAAUUCUCAGGUAUAAGCAUUUUUAAAGUUUUUUGUGUUUCAACUAUUAAAAUAGGAGUUCUAAGCAUUUUUAGAUGAAUUUUAAGUAUUCACGGAUUUUAGCUAUUCGUGGGGGUCUAGUACCCCAUCAUGGGAGGUCUACUGUAAUACAGUAUAUACUUCACAUUGAUACUUUGAUGUUUACAUUAAUAUUAAUAUUUGAAAAUUAGUAAAUCACUUAUUUAUCUUACAAAACAAACACAUAUUAGUACAUAUGCAUAAAAAUUCUCUCUCCUAUCUCAGUGAUAGAGAGAGAGAAGGAGCUCCAUAGCUCUGCAUGAGGUACUAUACGCUGCCGAUAGAUAUGGAGUGGUUCCAAGGCUGAGAGGGACAUGCUGUCAAUUGAGCAGGAGCGGAAGCAAGAGGAAAAAAUACAACUCACACACUAGUGACAGAUACCAAAGCAUCAUGGUACAAGUUUUGUCAUUGGCUACUUACAACUCUUUUAGCCAACAGCAUGCAGUCAUGAAAAGAGAGAGAGAGGGAGAGGUGAAGGUGCUUUUUCAUACAAUUAAUAGAUCGAUAUUAAGGGAUUUUCAUUUAACAUUUGAUGAUAUUUUUAAUAAUAUUUGAAAAUUAAAAUUAUUAAUCAUACAAAAAAAGAUAAAUGUUACAUGUGCAUAAAAAAUUCUCUUUUAUCUCAGUGAGAGAGAGGAGAGAGAGAGAGAGAGAGAGAGAGAGAGAGAGAGAGAGAGAGAGAGAGAAACAAAAAUACACUAUUGACAGUAUAUAAAAAGCAUUGAGAGCAACAAGAUUGAUUGUCAUUGGCUACUUCCCACUCCUUCAACAAAUAGUGUCGUCAUGGAAAAAGAGAGAGAGAGAAAUAGGGGUGAACAUUGUUUUUUUAUAUAGCACAUGUUACGAUGAUAAUAAAUCAAGGGAUUUUACAUUGAUAUUUGGCUGUUUACAUUAAUACUAGUAUAUUAGUAUUUAUAAAUUAGUAAAUUCAUUCUUUUAUCUUAAAAAAUGCAGUCAUGAAAAUAAAAUGAAAAUAUAGUAAUUAGUGAAUAUUGCUCUUUGAAAAGUGAAGUUUUCAUGAUAAAACUAAUAGUAUUGUAAUAUGAACUUACCUGAACACCUGAAUUAGCCCUAAUCCCAGCUACCCCGAACAGCUCUCAAUUACCCAUCCCACUAGAGGGAACUUUAACAGCCAGCUUUACCAACGCUUCAGGUAAAACUUUCCCUUUAGUUACCAUCACUGACGGUUGGCAAAGCUGAUGCAGGUGUGUGUCAUUACUCUUAUCUUCCUCAACUGCUUAUAUAGCUUCAAAUUGAUGUGGGGAAAGGAGGGUGGCAGGCAUUCAGGUGUUCAGGUAAGUAUUACAAUAUUAGUUUUAUUAUGAAAACUUCAUAUUGCAAUACACCACCAGAACACCUGAAUUAGCCCAGUUAACAACACUUAGAGGAGGAGGGAUCAAUUCUAUAGCCUGCCUCCUCAUAUACUGUAGAGAUGGUAACUCAGUAAACUAAUCUAUCUAAUAUCAUUAUUUAGCUUUACGCUCACUUUAUAUGUCAUUCUUUUCGGUGGAGAUACGUGUUGGAGAGUACUUUGAUUGUCUGUCGGGUCAGUAUUGUCUAUGUCUACUCCUUCCCAGAUGGAUCUUCUAAAGCUCUUGGAUGUGAAGGAGUGUGAUGAGCCUCCCAUGUGGCUAUUCAUAGCCUCUCAUGUAUGGAGGAGCAAGAACCAGCAUGCAGAGCCGUUGUCCCUCUUGGUAACCCCUCUAGGUUUGCUGAGGGUUUACGACCAGGUUACAAUGAUAUUUCCGCGCCAACACGAUAGCCUAGACUACGAGAGCACCCCCUCGGAAUCUCGUAGGGAGACUAUGACUACCUACAACGUACCUAGCUAUGUAUCCUAUUCUAGUAUCCCUUUUGUCUAGGCAUCUAGAGACCCAAAGGAGUUUCCUAUCUUGGUAUCAUAAAGACCUUAAAACUAAUCAUAUAUCACCUUCA